Lingula anatina is the source of this 1026-nucleotide messenger RNA. RefSeq lists its product as uncharacterized. Gene Ontology annotation, cellular component: nucleus; cytoplasm. The record is from RefSeq and is a predicted model, not a curated record. Gene Ontology annotation, biological process: protein dephosphorylation. Lineage: Eukaryota; Metazoa; Brachiopoda; Lingulata; Lingulida; Lingulidae. Gene Ontology annotation, molecular function: non-membrane spanning protein tyrosine phosphatase activity.
UGGCAUAUGGGAUAUUUGGUUUUGAAGAAGAAGCUGCAGUUUUUCCGCCAUAUAACAAAAUUACAUAAGAAUUUCAAAAGAUAGAAAUCAUAGCAUUUCUACUGAAAGGAUUUAUAAUAAUUACAGUACCAGGAAGUUCAAUAUGAAGAGGAAUCAUUUUGAGCAACCAGAAUACAGAAACUGGCAGUUCUUUGUCCUUCACAAACCAACAAAUGUUAACCCCCCUGGCAGUAGGGAAAACAGACCUACGGAGGUGAAACAGCCAUUCCAGCGUGCCAGGGCGGUCAGUGAAGAUGAUGAUAAACCCCCUCCUAUUCCGACAAAGUCUGAAGGAGCAUUUUUGGACGUCUCUCAAGUAAAAAGUUAUAAAAGGCGUAGUUGGGAUGAUAAAAUUUGGGCAGAGAAAUAUUCGUGCCCGCCUCCGGUGCCAAUAAAAACACCUGAGGCGUACAUGUUACCACGUACCAGAGGCCAACAUUAUGAUGGGGUGAUGCGAUACCCACCAAUGACAAGGUCAAGGUCAUCAACAGACAACAAGUACCAUUCCUUGGAGAGGAAUUUCUUUUCUAAGAAAGGUACAACGAAUGAUGCAAUGAUAAUAUAGGGCAAAGUGUUUUAAUUAGGGCAGUAUUGUUAUGCUCACUAUUAAGACGUGACAUAUCUCCAAUAUAUGCCAUGAACUAUUUGUAUAUGUACAUGUAUAUUUGUAGCCUGUAUAUUACAAAUGCAGCACUGGUAGGUGUGUAUAGGCUUUUCUAUCCUUAUUCUAAACUUUAAGUUUAUAAUGCAACCUAUUUGAGUGGAUAUUAAGUUUACUGCUAGCUAUUUUAUGCUUAGCCUAUGUGAAUGAGAUGUUCAGAGCAAUACAUAUUACAAUAUGAUGGACUAGAUAUAGAAUCAUUGACAGUGAUUAGUGUCUGUUUAAUUGAGUAGAUUCUUCAGAAUGCUACGCUAGCUGAUGUUUCAGAUGUACAGUGUUUCAGUUGUAAAUGAUAGUUAAGACAAUUUGAACCUAGAGGACUGCAC